UCUAUUUCUAGGAUUGGUGAUCAAGAAGAAGUAGUGAUCCCCUGUGCUUCUGAUGAUUUUGGAAGUGUAGAUUUGGAGCUGAGCAAUUUGAAGGAUAUUAAAAAAGACUCAAGUAGCAUUGAACUUACAGUAUUAGACCUGGACAUCCCUGAUCUCCCUGAACUCCCUCAGGAGUCCUUCACAGAUAGCCCCAGACAUUUGAGCCCCCAGGGGUUCCUCCAUGAAACCAGUGUUGAGAGACUAGUCCAGUCCAUCCAGGAGGUGUUUAGUGGUAAGCUAAAGGAUGAACCUGAAAAGCUGACAUUCCUUAGAUCUUUGUCUUCUCUCAGCGAAACUUUACAUUAUGAUAAAACCACAGAAUCAUUCAUUCAUAGCCACAUAGCAGAUAUAGUGCACAUCCUAAACGUACUGGUGCAAGAGGAGCCUCUGCAUUCUCUGCUCAGCCCUGUGCUCCAGGAGGUCUUUGCCACCAUCACUGUCCUCAGUUACCAAGAUGCCCACUUGCUGUUUGGCUCUGAAGAUCAAGCUGACUUGUUCAGUCUCAUCACCAGAAGGAUAGUCAGUCUGCCCUCUGAAAGGAGUCUUACCCAGCUGGGGGAAACCAUGGGAAGCAGGCCCUCCAACCCAGAGUGUCUCUACAGGCAGACAUUCCAGGCAUUCUGUGAGAUGCUCCAGAGUUUGGUUGUAAAAGACCCUCAUUUGGAAAAAUUUGAUGCCAUUUUUAAGCACAUAGGUCCCUGGUUACAGUCAGUCAAAGACCAUGAGCGGAAAUGGGCCACAGCCAGCAUGGCUCAAGUUCUGAAGUGCUUAUCCAGACAUCUCUGCCUUCAGCUCCCACUGCAAUUCCAAAGCCUUGGACAUCUAGUAGCUCUGAUGGCACUGCUGUGUGGGGACCCACUGAAAGAGGUGGCUGAAGAGGCUGCAGAAUGCAUACACUACCUGUUGCAUGUCACCCUGAGGCUGAAGGGUAAGGCACUGCUUAAGGCAGCAAGGCCCUGA
This is a messenger RNA of Heterocephalus glaber (naked mole-rat), 999 nucleotides long. NCBI's taxonomy places the organism in Eukaryota, Metazoa, Chordata, Mammalia, Rodentia, Bathyergidae. The record is from RefSeq and is a predicted model, not a curated record.